CCACCAUAAGUGACACGCAGCGCUGAGGCCGACACGUUCGUUUGGGUCGGUCGGGCAGGAGCCUUACCUUGCAUUACCUUAUUGUACCUCCACAGCGUUACUUCCCUCGGCCGGCUGCUCCAAGAGAAUCUGGCAAGCACAGCAUCAAGUUUGCGUCAAGAUGACGCAUGACCCGGAAGACGACCUCCCGCAGUACCUCUGCACAUCCAUCGCCGUGCCGUUCGACGGCAGUGCGUCUGACGAUAGUGGGGUGCCGGCCUACCAGCACGUGCCGGCGCCCGAACUGCUGCUCCGCUACCCUGAUGCUAUCAACAUCUGCGCGCCGAUGGUGCGCUACUCGAAGCAUGCUUUCCGCGCACUCGUGUCGCAGUACAACGUCCAGAUCUCGACUACCCCGAUGAUUCUCGCGCAAGAAUUCAGCCGGAGCGCAAUCGCAAGGGACGCCGAUUUCAGCACUUCUCCCUAUGAACGAGGGUACUUUUCCUUCACGAAGGGGCGAAGCGCAAAAUUGGACCGGGGAGUGCACGGCUCGCGACCAGAGCUGGUACGUGGAUCGUUGAUCUGCCAGAUGGCCGCAAAUAAUGGCGCCCAAUUGGCCGAUGCUGCUGAAUUGGUCGCCCCAUUCGUCGACGGCAUCGACCUGAAUUGCGGUUGCCCACAGCCAUGGGCCUACAGCGAAGGAAUUGGGUCCGCACUCUUGAGACAGCCGGACAAGGUCCGUGACAUGGUGCGGGCUGUCAAAGGCCGACUGGGCGAAGGUUUUUGCAUGAGCGUCAAAAUUCGUGUCGACUCGGAUUUGAAGUUGACCGACCAGCUGGUACGCACAGCGCUGCACGCUGGCGCCUCAAUCCUUUCGAUCCACGGCCGAACACGGCAUCAAGCUUCCGAGUCGCAUCCUGUGAAUCUCGACACGAUUCGCUUCGCCGUCGACGCCGCUCGCUCGUGCGGAAACCAAACGGCCUGCGCCUCUGGAUCUACCGCUUCGCUCGCAUCUGUGGAGGGGUCGCAGAGUGUGGAUGGCGCAAAGGCGGGUCAAGCGGCUGGUACAGACGAUUCCGAGCCCUCACUGCCGGGCCGCACCGAAUGGAACUUCGAUGGCGGCGGAGCAGGCGGAGCCGUGCCAUGCGUAGCGAAUGGGGACGUCUGGAGCUUGCUCGAGGCGCGCGAAUGGCGGCGCCGCACCACCGCCGAGGGCAUAAUGAGCGCGAGAGGGUUGCUCGCCAAUCCGGCGCUCUUUUCGGGGUAUAAGCACACGCCGCAUGAAGCGGUGCGCGAGUUCGUAGCGCUUUCGCUGGCGUGGGGCCUGCCAUACCCUUUAUUCCAACGCCACAUCGCUUACAUGCUCGAAGGCCAGGUUCAGAGACAGGAGGCCAUCCACUUCAACGCGCUCGGUUCGGCUGCGGCCGUCAUUGACUGGUUGACGGAGAAUGAGAUAUUCCCGCCUGACCAUGGCCCGCUUACAUUCGAUUCGACCGUUGCCGCUAAGCGCUUGCGUUCUGCUAUAAUAUAGAUGCAAAGGAGGACGAGCCAACAGAUGACUUUCCAUGCACUGUCUCAGCCAACAGAUGGCCUUCCUUGCCGUGUCUCCUGCUGUACUACAUGAUGCAUUUUCACCCUCCUAG
Messenger RNA from Tilletiaria anomala UBC 951, 1622 nucleotides. Its product is annotated as FMN-linked oxidoreductase. The record is from RefSeq and is a predicted model, not a curated record. Gene Ontology annotation, biological process: tRNA processing. Gene Ontology annotation, molecular function: tRNA dihydrouridine synthase activity; flavin adenine dinucleotide binding. Lineage: Eukaryota; Fungi; Basidiomycota; Exobasidiomycetes; Georgefischeriales; Tilletiariaceae. The coding region runs from base 161 to 1510 and encodes 449 amino acids. The transcript is spliced from 5 exons.